CAGAACAUGACCACCAAUCUGUGUCUGGACUCAGGUCCUUGUCUCAUCCAUGAAGAUGACAAGAGGAAAUGUCCUCUACCCAGCCGAUCAGAUGUUAAACCUCAGUUUGUUCAUCACCUGGCCUUAAAACCCCCAUCUGAGACCAGCUAUUCCAUUUCCAAACACAAAAGUGUGAAACAGAAGUGUGUUAAGUUCACUGUGGUUGCUGUGAUCUGCCUGCUGCUCCUUCUGCUGCUGGCUGGAAUCCUCCUCGCUUAUUACUACUCCUCGUCCUGUGUGCACGGGAUGCAGUGUGGGAACGGGAGCUGUGUGUGGGUGUCCCAGUGGUGUGAUGGAGUGACAGACUGUCCUGCAGGCCAGGAUGAAGAAAACUGCGUGAGGCUGUAUGGCUCCAGUUUCCUGCUCCAGAUCUACUCGACUGAGAGCAAAAACUGGAGGGCUGUUUGUUCUCACGGUUGGACCGACCAGCAGGGGAGAGCCAGCUGCCAGACUGUUGGAUACAGCAGGGGCACAUAUUUUAAAUCAGGCCAACAGAAGACUGGUUCUGGUGAUGGAUUCUUAAUUGUGAAGUCCGACGUCAACCCAGAGGCAUCCAUACUGCAACAGCUUGUGUUCAGCAGUACCUGUCCCAACAACAACGCCGUGACAUUGCAUUGUACUGAUUGUGGGUUUGGAGUGAACUCCAGCAGGGCCUCUGGUGACCAGCUGGCCUCUCCAGGGGCCUGGCCAUGGCAGGUCAGCCUGCAGCUUUCAGGCUCCCACCGAUGUGGAGGAGCCAUUAUCUCCCCCUACUGGAUAGUCACAGCUGCAAACUGUGUUGCCAUGGCCUCCAGUCCUGGAGACUGGGCAGUGUAUGCUGGGAUAGCGGAUCCAUUAGGCACUCUGUUCAACCCUGCUUACACUGUGAGCCACAGUAUAGCUCAUGAAGGUUUCAACAGCGUCACUUGCAGGAAUGACAUUGCUCUGAUGAGGCUCUCUAAACCUCUGGACAUCACAGUCUUCAGUAAUAUCGGACCUGUGUGCCUCCCAAAUGUUGGUGUAAGCACCACUGAUCCUCAGAAGGGCUGGAUAACACAAUAUGGUUGCACAGUAAAUGGAGACUCUGGCUUUCCACAGCUGAUGGAGGCUCAGGUUUCUCUAAUAGAUACUGCAGACUGUAACAGCUCCAUCGCUUACAAUAGCAAGAUAUCAGAGGACAUGUUAUGUGCCAGAGAGACGGAGGCAGUAGCCAACUACAUGUGCCAUACUGACAGCGGCGGCCCUUUGAUGUCCCUGAAGGAUGGAGUAUGGUGGCUCAUAGGGGACAGUAUUUGGGGGGAACACUGCACGGAGCAGAAUAAACCAGGUGUUUAUGGCAACGUCACCUAUUUUCUGGACUGGAUCUACCAUCAGAUGAGGAAGCAUCAAGAUGACUGAUGAUAGGACCAAAGAUUUCCCAUGUGAGAAAAGUGUGUA
This is a messenger RNA of Etheostoma spectabile (orangethroat darter), 1455 nucleotides long. Its product is annotated as transmembrane protease serine 2. The transcript is spliced from 13 exons. Lineage: Eukaryota; Metazoa; Chordata; Actinopteri; Perciformes; Percidae. Gene Ontology annotation, biological process: proteolysis. The record is from RefSeq and is a predicted model, not a curated record. Bases 7 to 1416 code for a protein of 469 amino acids. Gene Ontology annotation, molecular function: serine-type endopeptidase activity; protein binding. Gene Ontology annotation, cellular component: membrane.